Melanotaenia boesemani (Boeseman's rainbowfish) is the source of this 4431-nucleotide messenger RNA. Its product is annotated as F-BAR and double SH3 domains protein 2-like. Bases 385 to 2760 code for a protein of 791 amino acids. Lineage: Eukaryota; Metazoa; Chordata; Actinopteri; Atheriniformes; Melanotaeniidae. Gene Ontology annotation, cellular component: neuromuscular junction; recycling endosome. The record is from RefSeq and is a predicted model, not a curated record. The transcript has 22 exons. Gene Ontology annotation, molecular function: protein binding. Gene Ontology annotation, biological process: regulation of actin filament polymerization; neuromuscular synaptic transmission.
UUGAGCUUCGCUGCUGAAGGGGCUCCCCGUUAAUGCUCCCCUCCACCUCUUCACUCUGCUUUCUGCUCUCCGCCUGCUCGCUCCUCUGGUUACAACAGUACAGUACACACACUCGUAGUGGUAGCAGCCAACACAAGUGUGUGCAGUGUCUCCUCGCAGCCUCAGUUUCUGCUGUGGAUAAACUGGCCAUUUAUCAUCAAUCAUGGCCGCCGGAGUACAAAUUUAACUACCGUCUUUCCCUCCCUGUCGACAUUAGGGGAGGAUUGCUUUUUGUUUUGUUUUGUUUGGAAGAAGCAGAGAUAUUUGUUUCACACUGAUUUGGAUUUCCUCUUGGAAUUACAAUACAUCUCACAAGGGAAGCACCAUUCAUGUCAAUACUCCAAAAUGCAGCCACCGCCGAGGAAGGUCAAAGUGACACAGGAGCUAAAAAACACUCACACGGAGCAGAUGACGCGACUGCACUUUAAACAUCAGACUGAAUGUGACCUACUGGAAGACAUGAGGAGCUACAGUCUGAAAAAGGGACAACUGGAGCGAGAUUAUGCACAGGCUCUGCAGAAAUUAGCAAGUCAGUACCUCAAGAGAGACUGGCCUGGAAUCAGCCCCGAUGACCAGAGAACAGAUUAUAGGAAUGUUUAUGCAGUAUGGAGGGCCUACUUGGAGGGUACGGUUCAGGUAAGCCAGUCCAGGCUUAAUGUAUGUGACAACUACAAGAGUCAAGUAUCAGAGCCUGCAAAGACUGUUAGACUUUAUAAGGAGCAGCAACUAAAAAAGACCAUUGAUCAGUUGAGUGGCAUUCAAGUAGAGCUGCAGGAGUCAGUGAAGGAGUUGGCAAAAGCCAAGAAAAAGUACUACGACUGUGAACAGGUUGCCCACGCUGUACGAGAGAAGGCCGACAUAGAAGCCAAGUCUAAACUGGGUCUUUUUCAGUCAAGAAUUAGUUUACAGAAAGCAAGUGUAAAGUUGAAAGCAAAGAGAAGUGACUGCAACUCCAAGGCGACACAGGCCAGGAAUGACUAUUUGCUAACACUAGCUGCUGCCAAUGCUCACCAUGACCGCUACUACCACACAGAUCUACUGCACUGCAUACAGGCCUUGGAUGGGAGAAUCUAUGAGCAUGUGAAAGACUAUCUGGUAGUGCUGUGUCGCACUGAGCUAGAGGCCUCCCAAGCAACGCACAACACCUACCAGUUCCUCUUGGACAAAUCCACCAGGAUAAUACAAGAGUUCAAUCAGCAGUUGUUUAUGCAAGAGAAUCCUGUGUUUCACAAAGCACACGACUUCCAGUUCCAGCCCAGCGAAUGUGACACGACUCUGAGUUCGGUGCAGCAGCUGGUGGAUAUUGAACCGUCGCCCGUCAGUGCCAUGAGAAUGACCCUGGCACAGAGUCGUCAGCUGGAAUCAGAGUCGGGGACGACGGAGGAGCACAGUCUGAAUAAGGAGGCCAGGAAAUGGGCAACCAGAGUGGCCAGAGAGCACAAGAAUAUCAUCCACUGCAAGAGAUCAUUGGAAGAGUGUGAAAGUCAUGGCUUACCCCCCACUGAGCAGGGCAGACUAGAUCUGGAACUGAAGAUAGAAGACACCAAAGAAAUGAUGCGCAAAGCUGAGACAAUAAAGUUGAAAGCUGAAGCUCGCUUGGACCUUCUGCGGCAAGUGGGGGUUGCUGUGGAUACCUGGCUGAAGAGCGCCAUGAACCAGGUGAUGGAGGAGCUGGAGAAUGAACGUUGGGCCACUUACACUUCCCACGAUCCCUCACUGUCGGGCACAGUGGACUUGGAACGGGAAGAGGGGGAAGAGUGUGAAGAAAACAUGGAAGUGUUUGACGACAGCAGCUCCAGUCCUUCAGGAACCCUACGUAAUUACCCACUAACCUGCAAAGUGCUGUACUCAUACCAGGCCUCUCAGCCAGAUGAGUUAACUAUUGAUGAGCAGGAGAUGUUGGAAGUUAUCGAGGAUGGAGACAUGGAGGACUGGGUCAAGGCACGGAACAAGACAGGUCAAGUGGGUUAUGUCCCAGAGAAAUAUCUACAGUUCCCAACUUCCAACAGCUUGCUGAGUAUGCUCCAGUCUCUGGCCACACUGGACGCCCGUUCACACACCUCGUCUAAUUCAACUGAGCCAGAGCUGCACUCUGGAUGCAUCAAUGGAGAUACAAAUGCGGUGUUUGUCCGUGCACUUUAUGAUUAUGAGGGCCAGGCAGAUGAAGAGCUCUCCUUUUCCGAGGGAGCUGUGAUUCGCCUGUUGAGCCGUGACACUCAAACAGACGACGGCUUCUGGGAGGGGGAGCUGAACGGCCGGGUGGGUGUUUUCCCCUCUGUGCUGGUAGAAGAUCUCACUGAGAAUGGGGAGACGAGCGUGGGAGGGACAGGUGAUACACAGAUCUCUCCAUCUUUAAAGUUGCCAUCUUCUUUGCCGCCUCUUCCUCUGUACGACCAGCCUCCCAUCAGCCCUUUCACCAGCCCAGAGACUUCAACUCCCCCUCCUUUACCACGCUCACCUUCUGUCGCGCUAAACGGGGAGCAUAAGCUUCCUUUGCCAGCCUCCUCACACAAGGGACAGCUGUCCUCCCGCAAUCAGAACUCUAGUAGGAGUCCAGUGUCGCCGGGAUUUGUCCAGACUCAACCACUACGAUUCACUCCAGAAGGAGGCCCGGGCAAACUACGACCUGUGCGAGCUGCUCCUCCUCCCCCCAAACAGCAUCCCCGCCGGCAGCAGGAAAAGAGUGACAAGACAGAAGAGGUGGAGAUCACUCUGGUGUGACAGACAGACAAGUUGACAGGUGGUUAUAGGUGCACAGAAGAUGAAAACUGAUAAAAAGACAGGACCUACAGGCAGGGGAACUGAACUGCUCUAAACUGAAGCGAGCAUAAUAAAGCGGUGUGAAGUAAACCAAAUAGAAGCACGUCGACCCUUCCGGCCACUCCACAUCUUCUCUCCUCUUCAAGUUCAGGAGGAGAGCAGAGAGAUGGGAUAAUGGUGGAACAUCUAAUUAAUUAAUCUCUGUAUUAGCUUCCUAAUGAAGUGCAGCAGUAGCCGUCCCCACCUCCCUCUUCACCCUGCCCUUCCACUCUGGCCUUAAAACCUCACCUCAUUGGCAGCAAACCAGAGCGUGGUGAAGAUGAGGAAGAAUGUUUUGAGAGGGGGACUGUGAGGAACAUUUAGUGAUGGAUUUGGCAAGUUUUCUUUUGUCUUCUUAAGCUUAAUACAACAUAAGACAGUUCAUCUCUUCUGCUACAUCUCACUUUAGUCUCCCACUUUUCAACAGUUAUUCGCGAGGCAGAAGGAAAGUGUUGGAUCCCCAAACUGACAAAAUACAGUGAAAGGCUUCUCAGAUAAGUCACAAAUGCAAGCUCACAUGUGGGGUUCACCAUCAAGGCUCCUCAGCUAGCAUACACCCACUCUAAUUCACAUUUACCAGGCAAGCUUUGGGCAUUUUAACCAGAGAAAAUCUCCCUUCACAAAAUGUUGUGAUGCUAUUGUGAGUGGACGUGUAAUAGUAGCAAAGAUAAACACAAACAAAACGGAGUAGAAGCAUGUUGCAAUCAAGUUGCAGGUUUGUUAUGGCCGUAUGCCAGACUGGAGUGGGGAAACUGUUUGGAAAUGACUUGCUUUGCUAUGGGGAAUUGGAGUCCUUGAAUAGAGCUAACAGGGAACAAGAACUAAACUGAUAUACAAUUUCCUAUUUCUGAAGAUUCUGGGGAUUACUUUAAAACAUUCUUUGUGUCUUUUUGGCUUUUGCUAACAUCUCUAGUAAAUUGGCUUUUAUGAAACAGAUCUGUGAGCAAAAUAUCUGCUUACAUGAGGGGCACAAACUCAGCCUGUUGCAGGCCAGAACCAAUGAUGGAUGAGUGAAAAUAAAAGGGAAUAGAUAAAUGGUUACAUGCUGUAAAAACAAGAGCUAGGCAAAGAAAGAAAAUUCUAAUCAUUUAGUUUUCAACUCAUUUGAUACCUUUGGCUCUAUUUUGUCAGUGUUGUGGCUCCAUAAAAAGUAGGAUUAAUCAAAGGAAAUACAUGAAAAACUUGCCAAGUGUGUCUUGUUUUGCAGUGCAGUCGGGGUUUAAGCAAAUGGACAGAGAAACUUGGUGGUGUGUGUGGACACAAUGUCCCCCUCCCCAGCCCUUCCCUCACCAUAUAUGAUCAUUAUCAUACGUAUUUAAUGUGUAUUAGUACAGUACAUUACUGUUGUCAUAGGAAUGUUUAUGCACACCGUUUCAUAUAGACUAAUUCAGCCGAAUGAAAUACCCUGUCUGAUAUGUAGUGGAAGUUUUAUCUUUGUAUUUUACUGAAAGGGCAUUGUAAAUACAGCAGGAAGGAGAGAUGAAAGGAGAGAAGGGGAUGUAAGGAUGGAAGAAAAGCUAGAGCCAAAGGAGGCUGGAUCCUUCCCUCUGCUCUUGUUUUCACCUUUCUACCAUCCCUCCUUUAUGUCUCUCU